Penicillium brasilianum is the source of this 748-nucleotide messenger RNA. Lineage: Eukaryota; Fungi; Ascomycota; Eurotiomycetes; Eurotiales; Aspergillaceae. The record is from the annotation of a GenBank genome assembly.
GUUCGGCGUUGUUAUUUCCCUAUUGAACUCAGGGGGUGCGCUAUGCCUGAUUGGGACUAGCGUGAUUCUCCCCGAACUGUGCAAAACGAGUUGGCCCAAAGAGGCAGGCUCGACCUUCAAAAGCUUCGUCGACUUCUCCGCAAAUCUCCACCACUUUCGCCUCCACGAUCAUACCUCUGCGUCGCGUCGAACCAUGGCCCUCUCUCUUCCUCUCCGACGGGCUCUGCCCCAGUUGCCUCCUCUCGGCUUUCUCUCUACCGCCGCUUUCUCCCUGCCCAUUUCCAUCACGAUCCCUCCGCUGCUCGCCGACCUCUGGGAGUCUGUGCUGCGCGCCGUUCCCAAGAAGAAGACCUCGCACAUGAAGAAGCGUCAUCGCCAAAUGGCCGGCAAAGCCCUGAAGGAUGUACAGAAUCUCAACAAGUGCCCCGGCUGCGGCCAAGUCAAGCGGGCUCAUGUGUUGUGUCCUCACUGCGUGAAAGAUAUCAAGCAGUCCUGGAAGUCGGCGCAAGCCGCAUGAGUUGCGACCGAACGUUAAAGAAGAGAGCGCCUUCUCACAUCCUCAUCAAGAGACCGGUUAGAGUGGCCUUGGUGGAGAAGACACGAAGCGCAUUGUGUAUUACUAGGAAUUGGUUGUGGAUAUAUCUGCUGCAUGGCAUCUGGCGUCUGGUUACGUGGGAAAAAAAAGCGUGAAUUCGCUAUGUUCAAUAUAUUGGUCGUAAUGGCCCAUUUGAAAAAUCUAUUUCUGUUC